Humulus lupulus (European hop) is the source of this 3632-nucleotide messenger RNA. RefSeq lists its product as uncharacterized. Gene Ontology annotation, molecular function: nucleic acid binding; ATP binding; protein binding. Bases 184 to 3201 code for a protein of 1005 amino acids. The record is from RefSeq and is a predicted model, not a curated record. The transcript has 24 exons. NCBI's taxonomy places the organism in Eukaryota, Viridiplantae, Streptophyta, Magnoliopsida, Rosales, Cannabaceae.
UGAAAGAAAAACCCUUCCAGAAAUAUCACUUUCUCUAACAGGUGGUGUUUGCCGUAGAGAGAGAGAGAGAGAGAGAGAGGAUAUUUUCUGAAACAAGACAAAGAAUAGCAUACAAACUCAAAUUUCCUUUCCGAAAGAAACCUUCAAAUCAUUCCCGUUAUGGACACCUGAAAACGCGUAACAAUGGCGGAAACAGUUCUAGAUAUAGUAGUCCGUACAUUAAGCGGCGAAUCUACCAUUGUCAGCCUCUCUGCUGACAGCACUAUUGAACAUCUCAAGAUUCUUCUCAGGCGGAACUUUUCUCCGGCCACUCGUUACCCCAAUUUUCACCUGUAUUUCAAGGGUGUACAAUUGGGUUUGCAGAGCAUCAUUAGUGAGCAAAAUAUUAGUAACGGUGAAUUUUUAGUACUCGUUCCGUUUACUAAGAAGCCCUCUAACGUGAUUCGGCAAUCUGAUCAAUCUAGAACCUCCGUAAACACUGCGAAUGCAAAUUCAAUCUCAAAAGUUGCCGAUCAAGCAUGGAACGAAAUGAUGCAAGAUAUUUCGUCUCUGCAUGACUAUGCAAAAACUGAUGAACAGAGUGGACAUGCUGGUAACUCUAACGUUGAAGACAGAGAAGAAAAAAUGGGAGGGAAUGCUUGCUCCAGUUUUUCUGAGGUGAAACGCAAAAGGGGUAAUAAUUGUGGGAAUGGAGAAAAAGAGGCAAAGAAAAGUUGUGCAGGUUCGAAUUCAAGUUCUCAUUCAGGCCUAAAGAGAUGUCAUGUUACAAAUUCAUUGUCACCUUUGGAAAUGGUUGAACAUCUUAGGAAGAGAAUUGGAUCUUAUGGACAGGUGGUGCAUGUUGAAGACAUUGGUGCUAGGGAAGCAAUACAUGAGGAAAUUCCAAAUAAGAUAUCGCAGUGUAUGAUAAAUGCACUUAAACGAAUGAACGUGUCUAAAUUGUAUAGCCACCAGGCAGAAUCUAUAGAAGCUUCCCUGGCUGGAAAGAGUGUUGUCAUAUCAACAACAACAUCAAGUGGGAAAUCUCUUUGCUACAAUGUGCCAGUUCUGGAGGCGUUGUCCCAGAAUAUGUCAUCAUGCGCUCUGUACUUGUUUCCAACAAAGGCUUUAGCUCAAGAUCAACUACGGGCUUUAUUGCUCAUGACAAAAGAACUUGAUUGUGACUUGAACAUCGGUGUAUAUGAUGGUGAUACUUACAAAGGGGACAGGAGAUGGCUUCGUGAUAAUUGUAGACUGUUGAUCACAAAUCCAGACAUGCUGCAUUUAUCAAUAUUGCCAUACCAUAGACAGUUCCAGCGGAUUUUAUCAAAUCUUCGAUUUAUAGUUGUGGAUGAGGCUCAUGCUUACAAGGGAGCAUUUGGCUGCCACACUGCUCUUGUAUUAAGAAGACUUCGCCGACUUUGUGCGCACGUGUAUGGAAGUGAUCCUUCUUUUGUAUUUUCUACUGCAACUUCUGGAAAUCCCCGUGAACAUUGUAUGGAGCUUGCAAAUCUACCAUCAAUUGAGCUAAUUCAGAAUGAUGGAAGUCCUUCUGCUAGGAAGCAAUUCAUCUUUUGGAAUCCUUUUGUUCAUCAAGAAAAUGUGUCAAAGAAAACACAAGAUAACAUGAAUUCUAUCAAACCGGAUGUUGAAAAUACUAACUUCAGAAGUUCAAGCCCAACUUUGGAAGUUUCACUGCUCUUUGCAGAAAUGGUUCAGCAUGGGCUUCGUUGCAUCACAUUUUGUAAAACACGUAAACAAUGUGAACUUGUCCUAGAGUGCACGCGUGAUAUUCUUCGGAAGUCAAAACAGACAAGUCAUCUGGUUGAUUCUAUAUGUGCUUAUCGUGCUGGCUACAUUGCUCAGGAUAGGAGGGCUAUAGAGAGAGAUUUUUUUAGUGGGGCUCUUUGCGGGGUAGCUGCUACGAAUGCCCUGGAGUUGGGUAUUGAUGUUGGGCAUAUUGAUGUAACUUUGCAUCUAGGUUUUCCUGGUAGCAUUGCUAGUCAUUAUACCUUAAGCAUGUGGCAACAAGCUGGCAGGGCGGGGAGAAGGGAAAGAGAUUCUCUUGCUGUAUAUGUUGCAUAUGGUGGUCCUCUUGAUCAAUAUUUUAUGAAAUAUCCAAGAAAGUUUUUUGGGAGCCCAAUUGAAUGCUGUCACAUUGAUGCUCAAAACCAGCAGGUUCUUGAACAGCAUUUGGCCUGUGCUGCUCUUGAACAUCCAUUGAGUUUGCCUUAUGAUGAAAAGUAUUUUGGUGCUGGUUUAAGCAGUGCCAUAGUGUCUCUUAAAUAUAAAGGAUUUUUAAAUUCCAAUCCAUCAUGUGAUCCCUUGAAUAAAAUGUGGAACUACAUUGGGCACGAGAAAAUGCCUUCACAUUCAGUUAGUAUCCGAGCAAUAGAAACUGAAAGGUAUGAAGUAUUAGACCAAAAGACAGGAGAAACCCUUGAAGAGAUUGAGGAAAGCAAGGCUUUCUUUCAGGUAUACGAGGGUGGUGUAUAUUUACGCCAAGGAAAGUCGUACUUGGUCAGACAGCUGAACUUAUCUAGUAAGAUUGCUCUGUGUGAAGAAGCUGACUUGAACUAUUACACAAAACCUCGAGAUUGCACAGAUAUUGAAGUUGUUGCUGGUAAUAUUGCAUAUCCUGCUCAGGCUUCACACAUCAAAUUUUCAGGAACAGCUGCCCGAGCAGAUCCUUGCAAAGUGACAACUUCUUGGUUUGGGUUCUUUCGAGUGUGCAAAAAAUCUAACGAAAUAUUGGACAAAGUCGACUUCUCACUUCCCAAGUAUUCAUUCAUGUCACAGGCAGUUUGGGCUCCGGUUCCACAGUCAACAAAAUUAGCUGUUACGAAGAAAAACUUGAAUUUUCGUGCAGGCUUGCAUGCUGCUUCUCAUGCUCUCUUGAAUGUGGUCCCUUUGCGUGUAAUAUGUGACUCGUCAGACUUGGCUCCAGAAUGUGCAAACCCUCAUGAUAACCGUUAUUUUCCGGAAAGAAUUUUAAUAUUCGAUAAACAUCCAGGAGGCACAGGUGUCUCUGUACAGGUUCUACCCUUUUUCAUGGAGCUCUUAACCGCUGCUCUGGAGCUUCUUACAUCUUGCCAUUGCUCAGGAGAUUUCGGUUGCCCUCAUUGUGUUCAAAGUUUUGCUUGUAAAGAGUAUAAUGAAGUUCUGCACAAAGAGGCAGCCAUUAUGAUAAUUAAGGGUGUUCUUGACGCAGAGCAUUUGUAGGUUCAAUGGUUCUUGUGACUCUUCUGGAAUCUUUACAUCAAGGAACUAUGACGUUAUAAGCACAUGAAAACUAUGAACUUCGACAAGCAUAAAAAAAGACAUCUUCCUGGUCCGAUGAUAUGUACGUAUAGCUUGUAAGUAUUUAUCUUUUCAUGUAUUCUUUUCUCUUUAUUUAGGCAAGUAGAGAAUGGGUGUUUUUUCUUUCCUAUUCUUUACUACAAAAUGAUUCUUUAGUAAGCACAGUUCUAUGAGUAAUUCAUUGAUGGACUGAUUUUUUAGCCGGUUGGUAACGUAUAAUUCAUAGAUAUAUAUUCUAAAGAGAGUAAUGAGUUGUCGCAAUAGAUUUGUCAAUUUGUGUAAAACUUAACUGACAUGAGAGCAAAUUUAGUCAUUAUGAAUGCAAGCUACAACAAAAAGAAAAUUGGUUUUAA